UUGGACAUUGUCAUCCUGCAGUUGUUGAUGCCGUUGCUGGAACUGUAGGAUCUCUCAUGAAUCCCUGUGGAUGGGACUUUGAUUAUGGUGACAUUAGAUACCCAAAGGAUCUUCAGUCAUACCUCCCAGACAAUCUAAACACUUUUUUAUUCUGUAACUCAGGGUCAGAAGCUGUUGACUUAGCUGUCCAGCUUGCCAGACUGUAUACUAGGGGCAAUGAUGUUUUAGUCGUUGAUAAUGCCUUCCAUGGCUCUAUCGACUCAGUGCAUCACCUCUCCCCUAAAGUGUCCAAGGCUAAUAAUAUUUCAUCAGUGGAUUGGGUGCAUGUGAUUGCAAUGCCUGACCUGUACCGAGGACCUUAUCAAGGUGAUGAUCCACUGGCAAUCAAAAAAUACAUAGCCAAUACUAGAGACAUGCUUGAAAAAGUUCGCCUAAAUGGAAGAAAGAUUUCUUGCUUUAUCGCAGAGCCCAUGUUGACUAUCCCUGGUUGCAUCAUUCCACCAGAUGUUUGGCUCCAAGAUAUGUACAAGUAUGUUGCUUCAUGAAGAUUAAGUGUCACAUUCCAUAUUCUGG
Penaeus vannamei (Pacific white shrimp) is the source of this 573-nucleotide messenger RNA. The record is from RefSeq and is a predicted model, not a curated record. Lineage: Eukaryota; Metazoa; Arthropoda; Malacostraca; Decapoda; Penaeidae.